AAGAUGAUGCUAUCUAUUGUUGUGUUUCCUGUUUCCCUACCUACCCUAGAAAAACCUCCCAAAUCCUAGACUUUUUUUGGGGUGGGCAGUGUAGUCACAUAGUUUCCAGUUAGAAUUUUUUUCAACCUGCUUCCUAUUGAGGUAAAAACACUGCCUGUCUUAAUAAAUAUAAUGAAGGAUAAAUGUAUCUAUUAUGCACAAAAUUAAAGUUUGACAUUGGAACACAGGUCUCCUCAUGCAUUUCAGUUUACUUUGAUCAACUGUAUUGUAAAAUGUCUGACUAGAGUUUUGGCCAGCCUAAAAAGAAUUACAAGAAAAAGAAGAUAAUGACAUGUGUUAUCGCCAACUUACAGUUUUCAAUUUGCCGCCUUUAGUUUUAGAUUAGCAUAAGUUAUCUCCCGCCAAAGUUACUUCCUGCCACUUGUAGCCACGGGAAGCUCCAGCUAGGGAGCCCAGGGGCGGCUGGAGCUUAGAACAGUAGGAAGCCCGCGCAGAAGGAAGACAGAGGGCAGAAAAGGCCUGGAGACCAACUCUAGGAAAAUUGGGCCUGGUGGAGAUCAACCCCAGGAAACUUAGGCCUAGAGAUUAUUUCUCCAGGAAAUUUAGGCUUGGAAGUGUACUCCAAGAAGAAGAAGAAGAAGAAGAAGAAGAAGGCAUCAGAGGACAGUCAGCCAGUAGCCGGGAGACCAGACUAAGUUUUACGAUUAAGAGCUCACCUUGGAAUAUGAACUGAGGAGAAUCACAGGACACAGGAAUUCACUGAGGACACAACAAGGGACCCACUUAAGAAGAUUCAGACAAGGGGAUAAAACCAGAACUUUCCAGUUUAGUUGGCGGCCUUUGUACAACUACUAACACUGCUAGAUUAAACCGUCAAAACGUAAGUCUGCGAGUGCGUGUCCUCUCUCUCAAGACUCCUCAGCAAAGACAAGGUGAGUUCAGUCAAAACAUUCUCUAGACCCCGACCCUGGCUGAAGCGCUGAGAGUCAGCGCGCUUACAGUAAAACUUAGUGGUCCUGGAAGGAUUCAAGUAAAAACUGUUGGUCAUAGGAGACCAUAGGACUCAAGUAAAACUUAUGGUCGACCGGAACCAGUAAAACUGGUUAUAGGACUCUAACGAGUGAAAGUACCAAGAGAACUCGCUAAAGUGGUAUGCAGUUCGAAGGAUUACAGCAAAGGGCUGUGAAUAUUAAGGAAUUGUCUGUCGAGGCUAGCAAGGCCUGCAAGUGUUAUCUACAGGAAACAAAGGCCUCUUGAGUAGGUUGACAUAUCCGAAUGUGGUUGAUGAUUGAUGACCUAACUCAGAGGAAGUAGCAACCCCUUGCAGCAGGUCACCUUACCGUAAAACAGAUAAUUGUUGCAAGAAGUUACCAUUGUCUGUUUAUGCGUCUGAAAGGGGAAGAAUUUAACCUUUUCAGAAUUUAGUCCGACUGUCAAGUGCAAGGACAUUGGGUAAUCGUGUAUUGUAUUACAUCGCAUGUGAAUACCUCUGUACAACGACAAAUACCACCAGACAGAACAAUUAGCAGUUUUAGGGUAUCCUGAGUGACAGCACAGCUGUGUGAUCAGAACAGACCUUUGAAGGCCAAGCAAAACUUGGACAGUAAACAGAAUGGAGGAGAAGGACUCCUCUACAGUAGGUGUAGAGGGAGAAGAGAAAAAUGAGGAUCUACAAAAAAGAGUGCCUAAGAAGGCAGAGUGGCAAAUAGUAGAAGAGAAGAGAAGAAAGAAAGUAUUCAGAUCCUCUGUGUUGGGAAAGCUUACGAGCAAGGCCAACACAAUAAAGUCCUGGAUGGAAAGUCCAGAAAACAAGUGGUACGUACAAGGCGAGCUGACAUUGUGGCGUGAGACGUAUGAGGAAUUGAAAGAAGCACAUAGAGAAUAUCAGCUUACCCUGUCACCGGAACAGGCGGAAGAAGAUAACAAGCAGUGGGCUGCUGACAAGUUUGAAUCAGCAGAAAUCUUCUAUCACGAAGUGGAAAGGUGGAUGGAUAUAAGUACAGAUCACACAGAACCCCUCGGGGCAGAUGGAUUAAGUCUAACAGUCAAACCGUCGGACAGUGUUUCUCAAACAGGUUCACUAGGAAGGCGAUCGGUUCAGAGUCGUACAAGUACAGCUUCUCGAGUAGACUCUGAAAUUAAAAGGCUAGAGCUGAUGGUCCAGGCCACUGCACUGCAGGAGAGAUUAGCUCUAGAAAGGAAGUCCUUGGAGAUUGAACAGGAAAAACAGCUGUUAGCGAUAAGGACUGAGAUUUCCGUAGAGGAUGCGAAGAUCAAGAUGUUCAAGAACAUGGAAGAGCAGGAAAGAGGCUCCACAGAGCUCAGAGGUGAUAAACACGGCGGGGAAGAACAUCCCAAGUGGCGUUCACCUGUCUUGGAUCCCAACAUCCUCAGCUAUGUACCUCGUCAAGUGAAGCAAGAAGAACAGGGGCAUAGCGUACUCUGGACGGCUACAGAUAAGACAAGGCCGAAGCGUGAGUAUAGUAACUCGGAGCGAAGGGAUCACAAUCUUGGCUACAGUGCUUUGAGGAUGCCAAGCGGUCGCACACUGUACCAGCCUCCAGUUCGUACACCUCAGCAACCCCCAAACGCCACAAACGACAUGUUGCAAACAAGUACAACUCUGCCACCUGAACCAAAGCAGAACAUCUCCGUCAGUAAAGGAUUACCACAGCAUGUUGACAACGUGGUAAGUCAGCAAAAAGGUGAGCAAGGGAACACAGUCACCACAACCCCUGAGGAGUUUCUGCAAGGGCUAGUGAGUGCACAGGCAGAGGUCACCAAGCUGAUGGUGGAACACAACAAACAAGCCAGCCUGCCAACGAGAGCUAUCAGUGUUUUCGAUGGUGACCCACUGAAGUACACAACAUUCGUAAGGGCAUUCAAACAUGCGAUAGAAGACAAGACAUCAGAUGCAGAAGACCGUUUGUCAUAUCUACAACAGUAUACCAGAGGGGAGGCCAAGAAGAUUGUGGACAGUUGUUUCCUAAUGGAUCCUGAAGAAGGAUUCAGGAAAGCAAAGGAAUCCCUACAAGAAAGGUAUGGGACACCCCACAAGAUAUCUCGGGCGUACUCCAUGCAAGUCUCCAAGUGGCCAGAGAUCAAGGCAGAAGACAAAGCGGCCUUGAAGAAUUUCGUCUUGUUCUUAAUGGAAUGUAAAAACGCCAUGAGUGGAGACAGGUACCUGAGAGAGUUGGAUCAUUAUUCCAACAUCAAGUUGCUUGUGGACAAGCUUCCUUUCAAGCUAAGAGAAAGGUGGAGAAGGCACUCUCACGGAAUAAUGAAGGAACGCUCAGUCACUUUCAGUGACUUUGCUGCCUUCGUGCAGAAAGAAGAGGACGUGGUCUCUAAUGAGGUCUUUGGCGAUCUCAACAACAGAGAGAAGAGCCAGAGUUCUAGCUUCAAACAGAAGCAUGGACCUAGGAGGGGUUCAAGCUUAGCAGUAGCUAUGGCAACAGACAGUGCAGAAACUGAGUCUACAGGUGGCUGUCUGUACUGUGCGAAACCCAAUCAUUGCCUGAGCGACUGUAGGGUGCUCGGCGCCAAACCAAUGGACGAACGCCUGCGGUACAUCAAAGGCCAAGGUUUGUGCUUUGGUUGCUUGAAAGCUACAACACACAUGGCGAGGGACUGCAGGCAGCGGGCAGAGUGUAAGAGGUGUCAAAAAUCUCACCCUACUGUGUUACACAGGGAUGCUGGAACGGUACCCAAGAAGACGGCUGCAGUAGGACGAGUACUACGCACCGGAUGUAGCUGGGAAGGAGUGCCACCGAUAAUUCCUGUGAAGGUCCGCAGCAAGACCACAAACAUCACAGUCGAAACAUAUGCUUUCUUGGACUCGGGAAGCGAUGUGGUAUUCUGUACCGAGGCCUUAAAGGAUCAGCUGAAGACAAGUGGCAGGAAAACAAAGUUGAAGCUGAAUACAAUUAAUGACACCAAAACAGUGCAGAGCGAAGUCCUGCAUGACCUAGAGGUCAUGGACUUGAAAGGGGAAAACACAAUCCCCAUAGCAACAGCAUACACGCAAAAGAAAAUACCUGCAUCCAAGACAAACAUCAUAACGACGAAGGACCUUACGGCAUGGCCAUAUCUCAAUGAGGUAGACGUGCCUCAGAUUGAUGCAGAAAUUGGAUUGUUAAUUGGUAACAACGUGCCUAAGGCUGUAGAGCCCUGGCAGGUAGUUCACAGUCAAGGCGGAGGUCCAUACGCCAUCAGGACGGUACUAGGAUGGUCAGUAAAUGGACCCCUCAAGGGGGCCAGUGAUGACAAGGCUAAUGUCAACAGAAUCAGUCUGGAUCAACAGCUGACAGAGUAUUUCAACAAUGAUUUCAACGAAACAAAGGAUGAUAAGAAAGAAAUGUCAGUGGAAGAUCAAAGGUUUAUGAAGAUCGUAUCAGAAGGCACGAAGAAAGAAGAUGGCCAUUAUCAGAUUCCGUUACCCUUCAGAAACGGUCCACCAGAGCUGCCAAACAACAAGCAAGUAGCCCUUCAAAGAGCUAACCAUCUAAGAAGGAAGAUGACGAAAAAUGGCAGCUUCCAAGAAGAAUAUACCCUGUUCAUGCAAAAAAUAAUAGAAAAGGGCUACGCGGAACGGGUACCCACAGAACAGCUGAAGACUGAGUCAGGCCGGGUAUGGUACGUUCCCCACCACGGGGUGUACCAUCCGCAAAAGGGAAAGAUGCGAGUUGUCUUUGACUGCGCCGCAUCCUACGCCGGCACCUCCCUCAACAAGGAGCUGCUUCAGGGUCCAGAUCUGACCAGCACGCUGUUCGGAGUGUUAACUCGGUUCAGACAGGAACCCGUGGCCUUGAUGGCAGAUAUUGAAGCAAUGUUCUCCCAGGUUAAAGUACCAUCAGAGGACAGGGACUAUCAGCGCUUCAUGUGGUGGCCGGAGGGUCAGAUAAACAAACCGCUGGAAGAGUAUCGUAUGACAGUGCACGUGUUUGGUGCGACGUCCUCCCCUAGCUGUGCCAACUACGCUUUGAAAAGAUUGGCGGAUGACUGCAAGGAUCAGUAUGAUGAAGAAGUGCUGAAAGCAAUCAAAGGUGAUUUCUAUGUUGAUGACCUGUUAAAAUCAACAGAAACUGUAGAGAAAGGACAGUGUUUGGCCGAGGAUAUCCGAAGUGUGUGUGGCACUGGAGGUUUUAGGCUGACUAAAUGGAUCAGCAAUUAUCAGCAAGUUAUCAAGGCUGUACCAGUGACUGAGAGGGCGGAGGAAGUUAAGAACCUAGACCUGAAAUAUAACAGUAUGCCCACAGAAAGGGCACUGGGCAUGCUGUGGAAUGUGCAAACUGACACGCUGGGCUACCGAACCCUCAGUACAGAAAAGCCGGCCACGAGAAGGGGAAUAUUGUCAGUGGUCAGCUCCUUCUACGACCCCUUGGGAAUGGUAGCACCAGCACUCUUACCGCCAAAGAUGAUCCUGCAGGAUCUCUGCAAAGAAAGUCUGGGCUGGGAUGAUGAAAUACCGGAAAAACACUUCAAUGCCUGGCAAGAGUGGGAGAGUGACCUACAGUUGCUUAGCAGUAAAUUCGAGGUGGACAGGUGUUUGAAACCAAGAGGAUUUGGAACACCUACAUCUGUACAGCUUCACCAUUUUGCAGAUGCUUGUGAGGUUGGAUACGGCACUGCAUCGUAUGUUAGAAUGGAAAACCAAGAGGGCAAAGUCCAUUGCACGCUACUUGUGGGAAAAUCACGAGUGACGCCGCUAAAGAAGAUCACCAUACCACGACUGGAACUUAAUGCGGCAGUAGUUGCAGUCCGCGUGGACUCAAUGCUCAAGAGAGAGUUAGACCUCAAGGUGGACAGAACGCAUUUCUGGACCGACAGUACUACAGUCCUCAAGUACAUCAACAAUGAGACGUCCAGAUUCCACACUUUCGUGGCGAACAGGCUCGCAACCAUAAGACAGGUAUCAAGUCCGAGACAGUGGCGCUACGUUGAGUCUGGUUUGAACCCCGCGGAUGAUGCAUCAAGAGGUCAACCCAUACAAGACUUCAUCGAGAAUGAACGAUGGCUAAAGGGGCCACAGUUCCUGUGGCAAGAAGAGAGCCGGUGGCCAAGCCAACCGGACAUUAUAAGGGUUAAUGAGCCACAGCUCGACCCGGAGAUAAAGGUGCAUGCAAUAGUGGCACAAGAAGUUGAACAGGAGAACCCAGUUGACAAACUUCUACGCCAUUACUCGAGCUGGCACCGACUGAAGAAGGCUAUAGCUUGGCUAGUAAAGGUACGCCAAGCCUUGUUGACAAAGAAGAAGCCACUGAGUCCAACAUGCUAUGAUUUGGAACAAGCAGAGUUGAUUGUCAUAAAGCAUGUGCAAAUGAAGUACAAAGAAGAAGGGAUGAGCAGUACCGUCAGAAAGCUGGAUCCUAAGUUGGAUGCUAAAGGCAUCCUUCGAGUGGGAGGAAGACUGGGAAGAUCAACCUUGCCAGUGGAAACAAAACAUCCCAUACUGCUUCCAAAGAAGUCAAGAGCGGCAGAGCUUAUGCUUCAAGAGCUCCACAGUAACGUGGGACACAUGGGAAGGGAAUACGUAAUAGCCCUGGCAAGAAAACGGUACUGGAUACCCAAGAUCAACUCCUUAGUGAGAAAGGUGAUAAGCAAAUGUGUCGUCUGUCGCAGACAGCGCGGCAAGCCAGGAGAGCAGAAGAUGGCGGACUUGCCAUCACAUCGUGUAACACCAGAUGAACCACCAUUUACCAGAGUCGGUGUAGACUACUUCGGACCGAUAGAGGUCAAGAGAGGCCGCAGCACCGUGAAGCGCUAUGGAGUAAUAUUCACGUGUAUGGCGACUCGCGCUGUACAUAUUGAAAAGGCAGACUCACUAGAUACAGACUCGUGUAUCAGUGCACUUAGAAGGUUCGUCGCUCGUCGCGGACAAGUAAAGAAGAUAUGGUCUGAUAACGGAACAAAUCUAGUGGGGGCCAAGGCUGAGAUGGAGAAGGAGAUAAAGAAAUGGAACGAGCGCCAGAUAAGUGAGACCAUGCUGAAGAAGAAUGUGGAUUGGAGAUUCAACCCACCUACAGGCUCACACUUCGGAGGAGUCUGGGAGCGCCAAAUACGCUCCAUAAGACAAGUUCUCAAUGCUAUAAGCAAACAGAAACUACAAGAUGAUGAGGGUUUGCGUACCCUGUUCUGUGAAGUGGAAUACAUCAUCAACGGCAGACCCAUAACGGCGGUCAGCAUGGACAUUAACGAUGUUGAAGCGCUCACACCAAACCAUUUGUUGACAAUGAGGUCGGGACCAAGCUUGCCACCAAGCUUGACAGACAAGAGCGACCUGUACGCUAAAAGGCGCUGGAAGCAAGUACAAUACCUCGCCGACCAAUUUUGGAAGAGGUGGACCAGAGAGUACCUCACAGCUCUACAGGAACGCCAGAAGUGGGGCAAGGUUAGAAGAAACUUUGCAGUAGGAGACAUCGUGAUAAUGAAGGACGAUCAAACACCGAGAGGCGCAUGGCCGCUGGGCAAAAUAGUGCAAGUCAUGCCCGACAGACGUGGACUAGUGCGUCGAGUGCAGGUCAAGACGCAGCGUAACAUCCUGGAGCGACCGAUUGACAAACUAGCUUGGAGACAAGUGUACUCCAAGAAGAAGAAGAAGAAGAAGAAGAAGAAGAAGAAGGCAUCAGAGGACAAAAGGGAGGGUGGAGAAGCAGGUCCCUCUACAGGACACAAUGACACACCCAGCAACGGUUCCCUAGAUACCCAGAACCCCACCCAGCAACCCCAGCAGGACUCCCAGAACCCCGUCUUACAGAACUCCUUCCUGCAGCACAUCACCGACAUCCAGAAGUUACAGGAACAGACCCAGAGCCUCCUGAACAACGCGCAGAAGACACAGAACAUCUUAGACACACAAGCCAGCCAGAUGUUCAAGAUCGGCGUUCCUGUUGAUCCGAGUCACAGCCACCUCCACCCUUACGCCAGACCAGGCCCCAGUAGUCCCCCCGUCCGUACCAGCACCUCAACCGGUCUUCUGACAUCUCCCUUGGCGCAGCCGCCCUUUCCCGGGAAUAUAGGGUUCAUGCCGAUGCCCUUAGGCAUGAUGGGAUUGCCGUUGCGCCCUGGUAUGCCGAUCCCGCCGAUGUUAAGCCCCCUGAUUGGUCAUCCUGGUCUGCUACCACCUGUUGUAGGGAAGCCUGGAGAAACUCCCUCUGGAAGCCAAGGUGGAACAAGACAGACAGCAGUACCAGUGGGAGGGGGGCCGCCACAUGUCAUGGCUGGGCUACAGGAAGGUCUGACCUUGGAGCAGCUGAAGGUCAUACAGGACAUCGUGUCCAAGUUUCCCAAGGAGAAGAGUGUGGGACCGAGGAUCGUAGCGCCAAGUCCAGAACUAGUCCAAGCCUGGCAGAAUGCUCUACACACAGGUUCUUCACAGUCUACCGUUAGCCCCACUGGACAAGAGGCGAUAAAAGAUGAAAAGACUGCAGCAGCGCAAUCUGCUGAACGAUGGCAGAAACUGAGCCAGUUACAACGGAUGGAUGAAGAAAUGCCUUCUAGUGGUGGAGUGAGUGAAGGAGGGAAUGGUACAAGGGAUAAGAUGGCGGCAGCCUUCCUUGGACAACAACAAGGGAUGUCGUUGGUCCACAAUGGUUCAAGUUCAGUGGAGGCAGCUGUAAGUCAGGAUGGGGUGGAUGCUGAAACGUCAUUGGCUAACGAAGCAGGUGCUGACAUGGAGCUCCAAUCUACAAUAGCAAAGGGUGGGGACGUGUUUUCUGCACCGAAGUCGCGGUCGAACUUCAUCCGGGCGGAGCGGGUGGGGAGCCUGGGUUACUGGACGCCGGGACGACCUCGGAGAGGUCGGACCUUUCACACCUGCCACAUUUGUGGCAAGGUGUUCCGACGACCCAGUGAGGUUCAACGUCACCUACGGGUCCACACAGGUGAGCAGCCCUUCCAGUGUGACCUGUGCUACAGGCGGUUUAACGACAAGAGCAAUUGGCGCAACCACAUGAUCCGGGUGCACCGGAUCGAGUCUCCCGUCUGGCCCACCUGGUCACAUGAGGCAACACCCAGGGACGACGCCUUCCUACAGAGAGCCUCGGACAAUGGGGACAAUGGGGAGCUUUCUGAUGAGGCUCCUAACUUGGAGAUCAACAAUCAAGAUAACAGUGAUGAAAUACACAGUAGUAAAGUACAUAAUGCAGAAUCUACAGGGGCAAUGUCUGUGGAAGAAGAGAGCCAAGCUACAGUUCAACAAGAAGGACUGGAUCUAUCUACAACUGUGAAGUAUGAGCUCCCAUCACCACAGGAGCCUGUGAAACAAGAGGAAGGGAAGGUGACAACUGAGUUGAUGCUUGAUCACAGGAUGGAAAAGGGCUCAGGUUUUCCUUCUACUGAUGAAGUGUCUGCAAAUGAUGAGGAAACUGUAGAAGACAGUGGCUGUAACAAUGAGGAGGAACAAACUGGCUUACAAAAUGAGAUGAUGAUGAGAGAGAAUGUUAAGGUAGAAGAAUGUGCUUCUGAAAUGGUGAACAGUGAAGAAGGAUCAUCGUUACAAGUGAAACAAGAACCAACAUCUCCUGAGGACAUAUCAGCAACCUCUGAACAGCAGUUCUUCUUCGAGCCAUCUGAAGAACAAGGGCUGGGGAUGGGACAAGGCGAAGGUGAUGACCAAGGAAGCCAAGACUCCUUAGAAGACACUGCAGACCCUGAGAAGAAGAUUUACCACUGCGAGACGUGUCAGAAGCCCUUCAGCAGAGUGGAUUCUUUAAGAAGACACAGGAUCCUCCACACGGGCGUCAAGCCGCACGGAUGCCCCUUUUGUCCCUACAGAACUUACUACAAGGGGAACCUGAAUGUCCACAUGGAGAGGGCACACUCUGCAGAGCUGCACGACAUCAAACAGAGAGAACUGUUCAGUUUCAGAACCCUUGCCGGCAACCAAGCAGUUUCAGCCAGCAGCCAGUUUGUUCCUGACUUGAACCUAUCAAACUCUAUGGUAGAACAGCCAUCCAGUGGCACUGGCUUCUAUGGCAACCAGGGCCUAAGUAACCAGAUGUUUGGUAUCCAUAGCAACCAGUUCGUGACCAAUGAGGAGAGUGGACUACCAAAUAUGGAAGAGAUGGAUGAUGAAGAUGUAGAGGAUGCUUUGGAGGAGGAGGCUAUGGAAGAGGACAGUCAGACAACAUCCAGUCAACAGAUGGAGCCCGGAAUCUCUAACAUUUCACAGAGUUGCAAUGUUUGUGGCGAGAUGUUCGACCCAGACAACCUGACAGCAGAGAUGGUGCACCACGCUGCCAUGCACCAGACCAACAAGGUGUCCCACGAUGUGUUCUACUCUUGUAACAUGUGCAAGGCUAAGUUCCGCAGCAGGGAAGGGCUGGAGAACCACAAGGAACAGAUCCACCAGAGCGAGGUCUAUGGCAGGAUGAUCACUAAGGUGAGUGAGUCUUACCUGUCGUACACCCACAGCACCGGAAACGCGACCGGUAAGAUCGUGACGAAGUACUUCCACAGGUGUAACCUGUGCGGGAAGAAGUUUGACCGGCCGAGCGGCGCUCUGAGACACACCAGGGUCCACACGGGGGAGAAACCAUUCACCUGCAGAGUGUUUCUUCUCGGAUUUGCUGAUAUGGAGUCUGAUUUUGUACAAGAGAAGACGGGACAUCGAUGUAAAGUGUGUCGACUGUCGGUGAGAGGCCAUCCGGGCCCAUAUGGCCGCGGGAAGUGCAAGUUUGAGCGACGAGAAGGUUCAUCGGAUGAAGAAUACUUCAAGCAGCAGCGGGGCAGCGCUCACGUGGAGGAGAAGUUGCGGAGUCUCCGGCGCGACAGCAAAGUUUCCGACCUGGUGCGGGCGGUCUGGUCAGACAGCAUCUCUAUGGACACGGACGAGACGCAGGUGAGACAGUCGAGCUCACACAACUUGAAGAAAUCGUCAGGUUACAGCAGGGAGAACGCCAGCACUCGGGCUAGAAGCGAAUCCCCUGCAGUCCAGUUUUCCCGCCAUCGCGCACGUAACGUUAGUACCAGCAGAGAGGCUGGGCCGGCGAGACCAGAAGAGCCUGACAUUCGCGAUCUCAGAAAGUCUAGGGCCUUAGUCAGGGAAGUCGACAAAGCGCUGGACGAGUUGUUGGAUUCAGAUACCAGCCGUGGGAAACCACCCAGGAGCAAGCGUUACGAGGAUCGCGGCUCCGUUUCAAGUUUGUCGCAGUCGGACAGCACGGAGUCAGAUUUCAUGAGAAAACUCAGGAGGCGCCAGCGACGCAGGGGGUCGCGCGGGAAGAGUUGCAAGAUGAAAGGGGAACGUGUCUCUUCGAAACUUUUCAUGUCGCGCCGGCGCUGUGAUAGCUAUGAUUCGGACACUUCUGGUAUGUCUGAUGAUUCCCGCUCACGUUCUAACAAGCGCCGCCGACGCCGGGCAG
Messenger RNA from Branchiostoma floridae (Florida lancelet), 11363 nucleotides. RefSeq lists its product as uncharacterized. Lineage: Eukaryota; Metazoa; Chordata; Leptocardii; Amphioxiformes; Branchiostomatidae. The annotation marks the transcript as partial. The transcript is spliced from 7 exons. Gene Ontology annotation, molecular function: nucleic acid binding; zinc ion binding. Gene Ontology annotation, biological process: DNA integration. The record is from RefSeq and is a predicted model, not a curated record.